This is a messenger RNA of Closterium sp. NIES-65, 1001 nucleotides long. The record is from the annotation of a GenBank genome assembly. Lineage: Eukaryota; Viridiplantae; Streptophyta; Zygnematophyceae; Desmidiales; Closteriaceae.
AGCUCCUGUUCAUGGUGCUGGUGGUGGGGUGGGUGUCAUGCGGCGGAGUGAUAGCUCACCAUAGCAGCUAUCCUUCCUCUCCCUGCACCCUCUCUCCCAUCCCUCCCCUCCCUCUGCGAGAGCCCAUGUUCAUGGUGCUGUUGUUGCUCUCCCCUUCCCUCCCGCCAUCCCGUUCUCUCCCUCCCUCCAUUUCUCUUCAGCCCUCCCCUUCUCUCCCGCCCUCCAUGUCUCUCCUGCCCUCCCCCUCUCCCCUGCCCUCCCCUUCUCUCCUGCCCUCCCCUUCUCUCCCGCCCUUCCCUGCUCUACUGCCCUCCAGCCAACCCUCCAUUCAUUCUAUACCGCCCUCCACUUCGUCCAUACCCUUUGGACAACCCCUAACCAUGUCGUGCAUGAUCUUCGUCCCCGCCUUGUCCUGCGUGCGCGCAGGAGGGAAUCAGCGGAUUGACCAGGGCUUGGCAAAGGUUAAGAAGACCGACUGGAACGUCUCGAACUCCCACCGGAAGAACACCGAGUGGAUGACGGGUUUGCACCGAAAUGUGCGGUGGAUUAUCAAGGACCACUUCACACGCCACACCCCCGUGUACAACACAGUCGUGCAGGGCUUCAAGUGGGGCGACCGUGGCCUGUAUGUUCACGAGUCAGGAUUUGAGGCGUUCAAGGGGACGGCCGCGCCUGACGAGGAGAAGAAGGACUUGAAGGAGGAAGAGCAGGAGGUGUACGACGCGGAGGACUUGAAGACGGAUGACGAGGAGGAUGACGAGGAUGAGGAGGAGGAGGAGGAGGAGGAGGAGGAGGAGGAGGAGGAGGAGGAGGAGGAGGAGGAGGAGGAGGAGGAGGAGGAGGAGGAGGAGGAGGAGGAGGAGGAGGAGGAUGAGGAGGAGGAGGAACAAGGCAUUGGUGGAGACAGCAAGGGGGGCAGCACGCCAGGCAAGAAAGUAGAGUCAGCAUGGGGGGUAGCACGGGCGGCAAAAGCGUUUAGUCAGCAAGGGGGGCAGCAGUAG